AUGACUUCACGCGCUGAAAAAAAGCAAACCUUGACUCGUCUCGCAGCAAGACGGCUGAAACAGAUCUCUUCGGGAGAGUUGUCCACAGAAGUCAGAGAGAAGGUGUCUCUAUGUCUCUUAGAUUUCCUCGGAGCGUGCCAGGCUGGUCUUGGUGGUGAGCUUGGCGUGCCUUUGCUCAAGUACGCGGAGCUUCAUGCUGGAAAACCUGAGGCAUUCGUUUUCGGGAGCGACAAGGCAAUGUCUGCCGAAACGGCCGCCUUCAUACAUGCCGCCCUUUCGAACAGCACGGUUCGUGAUGAUAUGCACCUUGACUCAUGCGCGCAUAUAGGCUCCAUGGUCAUUGCUUCCAGCUUGGCCCUUGCCCAACGCGACGGAUGGACCGGGGAGCAACUCAUCCGGGCCAUCGUUGGAGGCUACGAGAUGGGAGCAGUGCUGGGUUAUUCCAUUCGAGGGGGGGGACAGUUCAAUACUCAUUUCCGCAGCACCGCUCUGAUCGGCUCGUUUGCCGCGGCGGGAGCCCUCAGUACGGGUAAAAUACCCGAUGAUGAGGACACUAUCAUGCGAAUCUUGUGCUUCGCAAUCAACAUGGUUUGCGGCAUCAACGCGUGGGCACACACAGGAGGGCGGGAGAUUUAUAUUCACAAUGGAUCAGCAAGUGUUGCAGCCAUCACCAGCUACGACCUUGGCCGCACAGGAAUCUUUGUGAGCGAUGUCGUCCUCGAAGGCAAGGACGGAUAUUUUGAGGCCCUGGGGGUCGACUCGAACGCAUCGAACCGCUUCAAAAGCUGGAUAGAAAGCUCUCCCCUGGGCAGAGGGAUUCUCGAAACUCAUUUUAAGCCUGCAUCCUGCUGCAACUUCACUCAGGCCUCCACCGCCAUCGCCCUGAAGAUGCACAAAGACUUAGAUCCCAAAAUCAGUAAUGUCGAUGACAUCGCCAAAAUUCACGUCACCACAACUCCUGGUGCACUCGCCUACCCAGGCUGUGAUAAUGCCGGGCCCCUUGUCAGCGAAUCCAGCGGAAAACUCAGCAUCCAAUUCGGUAUUUGUGCAGCCCUCGUCUUCGGUCGUUUCGACGACGACACGUCUAGACGCAUCGACAACCCAAUAGUCAAUAGCCUCAUGCGGAAGAUGUCUGUGACAACGGAUCCGGAGUUCGAGAAGAGCUACAAUAAGGGCCUACAACCGGCAAAGAUCGAGAUCUUCUUCAAAGACGGGACUGUUGUCGUCGAGGCGGUGCCAGAUGUUCCCUGGUUGGACGGGCCGGCGGUCACAGAGAGGUUUCUGCAAGAGAUCUCUCGGUGGCUGCCGCUGGAGAGAGCGCAGAAGUUAGUCAGUCGGUGUCAGCAUUUGGAGACUGUCACUGAUGCUGGACGGGAGUUGCUUGUAUUUUAG
Messenger RNA from Cladophialophora immunda, 1392 nucleotides. RefSeq lists its product as uncharacterized. Gene Ontology annotation, molecular function: lyase activity. The coding region runs from base 1 to 1392 and encodes 463 amino acids. The record is from RefSeq and is a predicted model, not a curated record. The transcript has 2 exons. Lineage: Eukaryota; Fungi; Ascomycota; Eurotiomycetes; Chaetothyriales; Herpotrichiellaceae.